AAAUGUUUCAUGUUUUGACAGUUACCAGAGAGAGAAUAAAUGUCUCGCAAUCAAUAAUUUUGAAUGAGUUUAAUAAAUACAUUUAUGUUUUAGGCUAUUGCUAUUAUUGGUUAAAGUUUAGGCUACUAGCUUAUAUAGUCCAAUGGGAGAUCCAACGCAAUUUAGGAAAUAUUGACAAGAGGGCUCUAGCCUACCUUUGGACUAGCAAAUAAAAAGUAGAGUUGUCUCCCCUGUCGUUACUAGCGGUUGUUACCGACAUGUCUGACUGGACGGAUAUUCUACCGAGAUACAUGAAGAAAUAAAACGCUCCAACUAUCCACCACCGGUCUUUUUUGGACGGAGAUGGUCACGCGCAGAAUAACGGAUUUGUGAAGUUAUGGCGCUCGGGCACGGCUCCAAAAAGUCGCGCUUCUGUGAUUUGGAGGUAGCACCAGCUCCCGUGGACCUGCCAUUGGAAUGGGUGGGGCCCGGUAACGAAGCCUCUGUGACAUCCUCUAAGAUGUUGAGACGACCCUGCAGGUGUCUCCUAGCCUUCCUUAUCAUCGUCACCAUCAUCAUCCUCUCGGGAGGAGCAACUCUGGCAUGGUACUUCCUGGAGUACAGGGUGUGGGUACUGGAGCCCAGGGUACAGCAGCAGUAUACUGCUAGACUCUCUAUCCUCAACAGGAACUACUCCUCUGGUCUCUCCUCUCACACCAGCCCAGCCUUCACAGCCCAGGCCAAGGAAGUAGAAGAUAUGGUGAGGAGGAUAGUGAAGGGCUCAGACCUAUCUCGCUACUUCAACUCCACCAAAGUCUUUGCUUUUGGGGAGGGAAGUGUGGUGGCACACUUCUGGCUGGUACUGUCAGUCCCCGACAGCCAUGUUGGUAAGGUAACUUUGGAGCGAGUCAGCAGCUGCCUUCAGAGUCUACUAGGGGCCUACAGAGGGAGCGACAGAGAGGAGACUGCUAACUAUGGAGAAUAUCUGUUGCAUCUUCCCUCUUUCUCUAUCACAGAAACAGACCCCAAAGUUGUUGAACUUUUGAAAGCUUCAUUUGACUGCUACAGGUACCAGAUGGUCAGCUCCAGCACAGCUGUGGCUAUGAGGGGACCUAACACCCAGCGCUCGUCCUGCCUUUGGCACCUCAGGGCCCCGCAAGGCACCAGCACCCAGAGUUUCAGACUGGAGCUGAGGAUGGAGUGGCUGCUACCAGAGUGUAGAGAUAGACUGGCUGUCUAUGAUGGUUUAACGCCUACUGAUACUCACCUCAUCACCUCUCUGUAUGGCUGCAGCAGACAAGAGCGUGUUGUUCAUGUGUUGUCAUCAGGAGAGUGGAUGACAGUGGUCUGGAAACAGGGUCUCUACAACUACAAAGACCCCUUCUCCCUGUCUGCACAGGCCUGGACCACUGAAGUGUGUUCCUCCAACAUAGAGCUGCAGCCAGUAUCAGGGGUACAGGGUAGUCUACGUACCCCCUUCUAUCCCAGUUACUACCCACCAGACACCAACUGUACCUGGACAUUCACUGUGCCCUCUGCAGACUAUGGACUAUCUCUGGAGUUUGAAGGUUAUGAGCUGAGCAGGGCCAACUAUAACCAGGCCUGUACACAGGGACAGUGGAUGGUACAGAACCGCAGGUUCUGUGGGACGAGAGGUCUCCAGCCGUAUGCUGAGCGCCUCUACCUCCUCUCCACGGCAACCAGCGUUGUCAUGACGUCCGAGGUGUCAAUCACAGGGCCUGGACUCCAGGUCCACUACAGCCUCUUCAACCAAUCAGAUCCCUGUCCUGGUCAGUUCCUGUGUACUCUAAAUGGUCUGUGUGUUCCAGCCUGUGACGGCAUCAAAGACUGCCCCAACGGACUGGACGAGAGAAACUGUGUGUGUAUAGCCCAGUACCAGUGUCCAGAGGACAGUCAGUGUGUUGACUACUUCAAGGUGUGUGACCAGCACCCAGACUGCCUAGAGGCCAUGGAUGAAGAGAACUGCACUGAGGGUGUGCAGUGUACAGACAAGACGUGUGUGUGUGUGUCUCCAGGUGUGCAGUGUACAGACAAGACGUAUGUGUGUGCUGACGGGACGUGUCUGAAGAAGCCUAACCCAGAGUGUGACUUCAUCACCGACUGUCCUGAUGCCUCCGAUGAGAGACACUGUGACUGUGGUCUGAGGCAGUUCACCAGUCGCGUUGUGGGAGGAGUCAACGCUACUGAAGGGGAGUGGCCAUGGCAGGUCAGCCUUCAGAUCGGUGGACGUCAUGUCUGUGGGGGGGCUCUGGUCUCCAGCCAAUGGGUGGUCUCCGCUGCCCACUGUUUCUAUGACGACCGUCUCUCUCCCAGAGCGUGGACGGUCUACCUAGGUAAGUUCCUGUUGAACCGCAGCAGUCAGAUGGAGGAUGCCAUUCGGGUGCAGCAGAUCCUCCCGCACCAGUACUACGAUGACGAGACACAUGAUUAUGACUUGGCUUUGCUGCGACUGGAGAGACCUGCAGCUCCAGGCACCCUGGCCCAGCCCGCCUGCCUGCCAUCACCUACACACCAGCAAGAACCUGAGCUACUCUGUUGGGUCACGGGCUGGGGGGCGCUACGUGAAGGAGGCACUCCCAGUAACGUGCUGCAGAAGGUGGACGUGCGUCUGGUGAGCGAGGAGGCCUGCUUCCGUUCCUACGGUUACAUGGUCACUCCCAGGAUGUUGUGCGCCGGCUACCGCAGCGGAGAGAAGGAUGCCUGUCAGGGUGACUCGGGCGGUCCGUUGGUCUGCCAGGAGAACUCGGGUCGUUGGUUCCUGGCGGGCGUGGUCAGCUGGGGAAAGGGGUGUGGCCGGGCCGACUACUACGGCGUCUACACCCGCGUCACCAAACUCACCGGCUGGAUCAAAGAACACAUCUCUGGACCUGGCUGACCUUCAUCAUUCUCACCAUCAUCAUCAUCAUCAUCAUCAUCAUCCCAAAACAUUGUUAUCAUGUAGUAAUUGUUGUGAUCUAUUCUCUGUGUCAGUCCUUAGUAUAUUUAGUCCGUCAGGGUUUUAACAGUGUCAUUGACCUUCUGGCAGUCUGGCACCAAAGUUCAUCAACCUAACAAGCAGACUUUCUGGCUCCUCUGGGCAAAUACACACUCUGCAGUACUGGGCUCAACAUCCAACACUGCCAACUAGUGGAAGCUGUUAGAGUUACAACAUAAUUAAGUACUACCAUACCAACGCAAUAGGCCCCUCAAAUUCAAAUCUGGACCUUAAAGCUCCACUGCUUUUGUUCAUUCGUCCCCUAAUCAGGGACUGAUUUACACCCAGGUGUGUGUAAUGAAUGAUCAGGUAGAACAGAAAACCAGCAGAAAACCAACCAGCUGUACUCUGGACCUCAUAUGGUCACAUCUGAAUGCACCUGCAAUCAGCCUUGAUUCCUUUAUCGAAUGUUUGUCUGUUUAUUUACUGCUGUGGAUUGGGAUAUGGGUUAUGCACAGAUCAUUUCAGUCAGUCACUACACUUGAAAUGCUGAUUGCUUUCAGUGUAUUUCAUUACAUGAUCUAAGGUUUCUGAUGAAAGCCAUUGAAGGCCGAAACGGCCAUCUUUAAAAUGGUGAGCGUGAGUUGCGCCGUUUCCUUUUCAAUUACAUGAUGUUCACCAUUGAAAAUUAGAGCUAGAGCUUGUAAACCUUUCAGAACAUGAGGGAAUCCUAACUGGCACCCUAUUCCCUCUGGGCUCUGGUUUAAAGUAGUGCACUAUAUAGGGAAUAGGGCACCAUUUGGAACGACCAACCAUGAGGGUCGGAGUCAUCAUGAGGUUUCAUCAAUAAACCAGCAGAACUGAAACGGUUAAAUUAGAA
Messenger RNA from Salmo salar (Atlantic salmon), 3794 nucleotides. RefSeq names its product transmembrane serine protease 6 (gene tmprss6). Gene Ontology annotation, molecular function: protein binding; serine-type endopeptidase activity. Gene Ontology annotation, biological process: proteolysis. NCBI's taxonomy places the organism in Eukaryota, Metazoa, Chordata, Actinopteri, Salmoniformes, Salmonidae. The record is from RefSeq and is a predicted model, not a curated record.